UUUUUUCCUUCAAUUCACUUACAGAUAGUAUUUCGUAUCUAUUUAAUCGACGUUUAUAAUUUAACACUCCUAGUGUUCAUCAUCAACUGAGAUAAAAUGGAAGAAUGUUUAAGUUUAUUCCAAGAUUCCAUUCAACUUCAGAUCAAAGCUCUGAAUCUCUCACAUCCAUUAAUUCUAUUGAUCAAUUUUUCUCACUUGUACUGUAUGCUGUUUGCUUGGAGACAGAAGAAUCAACAGUUUUGGCGAGUGCUGUUUCAGAAUUCAAGAUUUCCGACACUAAAUUGAACAGUCAAAUCCAUUCUAGGAGGAAACUGGAUGACAUAGCUGGCUCCAUAAAUAUUGAUUGUGGAAUGUCAGAAGAUUCCAGCUUUACCGAUCCUAAAACUCACCUUCGUUACACUUCGGAUAGCAGAUAUAUUGAGACAGGAGUCAAUAAACAAAUACCUUUAGGCUUCAGUUCUGAAGCACAACUGCCAACUUAUCUAAUGAGUGUCAGAAGUUUUCCUCAAAGGAAAAGAACCUGCUAUACCCUGAUGCCGCCUGAAGGCAAAGUUAAGCUCUACUUCGUCAGAGCCACUUUCAUGUACGGAAAUUAUGAUAAUAUGGAUAAACUGCCGGAGUUCGGUCUAUAUCUUGGAGUUAAUUUGUGGGAUACAGUGAAGUUUGACAAUGCGUCUCACGUUGUAAUCAAGGAGAUCUUAUAUGUUCCUACAAUGGAUAACGUCUACGUAUGUCUCUUAAAUACUGGUGCAGGAACCCCUUUCAUUUCAGCUUUGGAGUUGAGGCAUUUCCACGAUUUCACUUAUAAAGCAGAAUCCGGUUCAUCGUUAACCUUAUUCCAACGAUUUAAUUUUGGUUCAUCUACCAAUGAUACAGUAAGGUACCUUGAUGAUGCUUAUGAUCGCAUAUGGUAUCCUUAUAACUGCGCACGAUGUGUUCCACUGAGUACUUCCUCUGCCGUUGAUUCCCUUAGACACACCGAUUUCAAUCUACCAUCAAAAGUGAUGCAAACUGCUGUCCGGCCCAUGAAUGUUAAUGAAUCAAUAAAUUUUCAUUUCAGUAUGGGGGAACCGUUUAUAAAUUUCUAUAUUUACAUGCACUUCGCUGAAAUUGAAAGUAUCCCAAGUCAAUCUAGAGCAUUCAACAUUACAGUGAAUGGUCAGCUGUUAGAAGAAGUUGUUUUGAAGUAUCUGCAGUCCACAACUAUUACUACUCCGCAGUCUAUCAGAGGAGCCGAGCUUACCAUCUCUCUUACUAAGCUGUCAAAUUCUAGCUUUCCUCCAAUUAUCAAUGCAAUGGAAAUAUAUUUGGUGAAUAAGUUCUGGCAGAAUCCCACGUACCAAACAGACGUUAAUGCUAUUGAGGAGAUCAAGUCUAGCUAUAAUUUGGUUAAAGGCUGGCAAGGAGAUCCAUGUCUACCUGCUCCUGCUUGGGAUGGCUUGAAAUGCAGUGACAGUCUAUAUAAUCCCCCAAGAAUUAUUUAUCUGAACUUAUCAUCAACUGGAUUAACAGGACGUAUCUCUUCUUCAUUAUCCAAUCUGAAAUUUUUGCAGCACCUCGACUUGUCAAACAAUAGCUUAACAGGAGGACUGCCUGAAUUUCUGUCUCGAUUAACAGAUUUGAAGACUCUGAAUUUAGAAGGAAACAAACUCUCUGGUUCAGUUCCUUCAGCUUUGAUCGAAAGAUCCAAUAACGGAUCAUUGACACUAAGAUUGAACGGGAAUCCGAAGCUUUGUCUUUCGUUACAAUGCAAAGAAAAGAAGAAAGGUAUUUUGGUUCCGAUAGUUGCAAUCGUUGUUCCACUAGCAGUCAUCUUACUAGCACUGAUUGUUUUGUGGAGAUACAAAGGGAGAAAAGGGAAGAUUGUCAAUACCCAGAAAGAAGAAGAGCCGCCCUUAAAGUCCGACAACAGAAAAUACACAUAUGCUGAGAUUGUCACGAUUACGAACAACUUUAGCACAAUCAUCGGAAAGGGAGGAGUGGGAAUAGUUUAUCAUGGAUGCUUGACUGAUGGAACUCAAGUUGCUGUCAAGAUGGUAUCUCCAACAUCAACUAAUGGCUCAGUUCAAUUCCAAACCGAGGCUAACCUGUUGAACAGAGUUCAUCACAGGAAUUUAGCUUCAUUUGUCGGUUACUGCUAUGAAGAUACUAACAUUGGGAUAAUCUAUGAGUACAUGGCCUUCGGAAAUUUGGGAAAAUAUCUAUCAGAUAAAUCAGUGGAAGCGUUGACGUGGAAAGAAAGACUGCAGAUUGCACUGGACGCAGCACAAGGACUAGAGUACUUGCAUCACGGUUGCAAGCCUCCGAUAAUUCACAGAGAUGUGAAAAGUGCCAACAUUCUAUUGAGUGAAAAUUUGCAGGCCAAGAUUGCGGAUUUUGGAUUCUCAAAAGAUUUCCCAUCUGAAAGUAUAAGUUAUAUGUCAACUGGAGUUGUUGGCACUGUUGGUUACCUUGAUCCAGAGUAUUAUACAUCAAGCAGGCUGACCGAGAAAAGUGAUGUGUACGGCUUCGGAAUUGUUCUUUUAGAGCUAAUAACAGGGCAGUCAGCAUUAAUUAAAAACCAAAACGAGAACAGUCAUAUUGUAAAUUGGGUAAGUCCUUUUGUUGACGGAGGAAAUAUAAGAAAUGCUGUUGAUCCGAGGCUACGAGGCAAUUUCGAUACAAAUUCUGUCUGGAAGUUCAUGGAAAUUGCAUUGUCAUGUGUCCCUAAUAUUUCCAGUCAAAGACCAUUGAUGAACCAUGUAGUUGCAGGAUUAAAAGAGUGUCUCGAUGCAGAAAUUGCUCGAGAACGGAGUUCCAGAUCGGAAGGGGAAGCCAUGACAUUAAGCGAUUCAUUUGAAAUAAGUACUGUGGAUCUUGGAAAUGGUUUGGGUCCACAAGCAAGAUAGAAAGGAAAAUGUUUUGUUUUUCCUAUGAUAACAAGGAGAAUAAAUUUUAAUUUUGAAUAUACAUCUCUCAUCUCUAUAACAGGUUAUGCCUGCUAUUGAUGUUUUUCUUGAUAAGAAAAGUUGUUGUAUUAAGCUGUAUAAUUGUUCAUUUAAAUUUGAAAUAAUUACUAUUUACCCCAUUUGUUUA
Messenger RNA from Mercurialis annua (annual mercury), 3075 nucleotides. RefSeq names its product probable LRR receptor-like serine/threonine-protein kinase At1g05700. Gene Ontology annotation, molecular function: ATP binding; protein kinase activity. The transcript is spliced from 13 exons. Gene Ontology annotation, biological process: protein phosphorylation. NCBI's taxonomy places the organism in Eukaryota, Viridiplantae, Streptophyta, Magnoliopsida, Malpighiales, Euphorbiaceae. The coding region runs from base 105 to 2888 and encodes 927 amino acids. The record is from RefSeq and is a predicted model, not a curated record.